This is a messenger RNA of Salvia hispanica, 2351 nucleotides long. Its product is annotated as TORTIFOLIA1-like protein 3. NCBI's taxonomy places the organism in Eukaryota, Viridiplantae, Streptophyta, Magnoliopsida, Lamiales, Lamiaceae. Gene Ontology annotation, molecular function: microtubule binding. The record is from RefSeq and is a predicted model, not a curated record. Gene Ontology annotation, cellular component: microtubule.
GAUGCCGCCGGCGCCUCCGCCACCACUGAAAAAUUAAAUUCACCACUCAAUUCACAUUUCUCGAGCUGUAUAUCGACAAUGUCAGCAUCCAAUUCGGCGAAGCAGGCCAAGGCACGUGACCUAAGGCACCGCGUGCUCACGUGCCUCCACAAGCUCUCCGAUAGAGACACGCACUCCGCCGCGGCGUCGGAGCUCGAAUCGAUCGCGAGAGCUCUCUCCGCCGACGCGCUCCCCUCCUUCAUCUCCUCCGUCUCCGCCACCGACUCCUCCGAUAAAUCGCCCGUCCGCCGCCAGUGCCUCAAGCUCGUCUCGAUCCUCUCCGAGAGCCACGGCAACUCUCUCUCGCCCUACCUCUCGAAGAUCCUCUCCUCCGUCGUCCGCCGCCUCCGCGACGCCGAUUCCUCCGUCCGCGCCGCCUGCGUCGCCGCGUCUCUCUCCCUCUCGUCGCACGUCACCUCCCCUCCGUUCGCGUCGCUGAUCAAGCCGUUCGCCGAAUCGCUGUUCACGGAGCAGGAUUCCAGCGCGCAGACGGGCGCGGCGCUGUGCCUGGCGGCGGCGAUCGAAGGAUCGAGGAGUCCUGACGCCGCGAGCUUGAGGAGGCUGCUGCCGAGGAUCGAGAAGCUGGCGAGGAGUGACUGUUUCAAGGCGAAGCCGGCGCUUCUGGCGCUGGUGGGGAGUGUUGUGGCGGUGGAGGGAGUGCUGCGUGUCGGCGCGGGGAAUGUGGUUUGGAAUUUGCUCAAUUUGUUGGUGGAUUUCCUGAGCAGUGAUGACUGGGCCGCGAGGAAGGCUGCUGCGGAGGCGUUAGCGAAGAUCGCCGCCGUGGAGAAGGAAUCGCUCUCUGAGUAUAAGGCGUCGUGCUUGAAGACUUUUGAGGCCAAGAGAUUUGAUAAGGUGAAGGCAGCAAGGGAGACGAUGAAUCAGAUGAUUGAAGCUUGGAAUGAAAUUCCAGAUCUGCCUGAGGAGUUCUCGCCGGUACCGGAAUCAGAGGCAUCGUCUAAACAAAAUGCCAGUGAUGGCCGUUACCCUCCUGUCUCCAAGACUCCCUGCUCUGUUGGGUCUAAUACUCUUUUAUCAAGGAGAAGAAGCCCUCUGGAUAGCCCGGCUACCAGGACGCCGCAUGCUGAUGGUUCUCCAGCUUCGACUGCAAGGAAAAGAAGUCCUCUUGGUUCUAAUGUGAAGAAAACAGGCCCAGCGAUGUUCCAGAAGUUGGAUCGGAAGAAGCCCUCUGACUUGAAAGUUGAAAUCGUCACUCCUGCUGGUUGUUACGGGAUGGAAUCAUCCGAUGGUAAAGGCGAACAUGCUAUGGAAACCAGUGAGGGAGAGAAGAAAGCAUUUGAAAAGUCAGGAAUUAAACGUGCCCUUUUCAAGGAGAACAAUGGGAAGCAUAAGCUUGGGUUCUUCAGAGGUGUCUCUCGUGUUGUUCCGUGUGGCGACACCAGCAUUGUUGUUAGUAAUGAAACGGGAGAUAUCUGUAGGAACCAGAAAGAGUGUGACGACUUAUCUUUGAUACGGAAUCAACUUCUUCAGAUUGAAAGUCAGCAAUCCAAUUUGAUGGACAUGCUUCAGAAUUUUAUUGGAAGUUCACAGAAGGGAAUGACUUCCCUUGAGGCACGUGUGCACGGUCUUGAGCUUGCUUUAGAUGAAAUUUCGUUCGACCUAGCUGUCUCAACUGGAAGGAUGUCGCAAAAUGGUGCAGCAGGAGCUAUGUGCUGCAAGAUACCUGGCACUGACUUCUUGAGCUCAAAGCUGUGGAGAAAAGCAGGAUCUCGUUCUUCAGCUCCUCGAUUACCAGCUUCUUCUGGUGGAAAUCCAUCCAUGGAACACCGAAGGUUUCUCCAAGGUCGCCAUGCACUUGUCAAGAAUCCACUGGCCAACAUUCCUAGUGGCUCCCCAGGAAUACCUGAAGUUUCCUCAACUGGAGCCGUAUAUAAUAGUACUGCUUGAUGUGUGCCAUCCAUUUAUAUGCCCGGGCUACUCGAGGUAACAGACCAAAUAGAGUCUACUAUAGCCCAUUUUGAAGGAUACUAAUACUCUCAAUACCCAUGUAUAUACACGAUUUCCUUGGUGAAACAAGGAUCAACAGCACGAUCCUCACACCAGUAUCAGUCCUUUGAUUCUUCGUUUCUGCACGUGUACACAAGCUCCGAGAGUCACAGAAGAUGGAGACUGUCCCGUCCAACCCCGUCAUGAGAGAAAUGGAACUAAUCCUGCUUUUAGCAAGUAUGGAUUCAUAUAUGGUCGAGAAAUGAUUACUUCUGCUUCAUAUCUUUGUAAAAUUUACUUACAAUGAUGUUAGACCGCUAUGUAAUGUCACAUGUUAUUUUCUAAGAAAUUUGAUUGUGUUUCUAAAA